AGGCGCGGCAUAGCAGAUUACACACAUUGCAGAGAGAUGAUGAUGGCUGGACUGAGGGCUAGAGCUGUGGCUGAGCAGCUUCGGAUUCUGCUGACACAGGGCGCCCGGCAAAACAGGUGUUGUGUAUGUGCAUACAGUGCAGCUCCUCAGCAGAGAAGUGCUGGAGACCAGACCACUGCAGAUGAUGGCGCUGUGGGUGACAGAUCCUACUCUGUGAGGACACUAGAGAGGAGAGCCAUAAAACUAGAGGAGGAAGUGCGAGACUUAACAGAGCGUCACAAGAGGGCUUUAAGUGAUUCUGAAAAUGUCAGAAAAAGAACUCAGAAGUUUGUGGAGGAUGCAAAACUAUUUGGCAUCCAGAGCUUCUGCCGUGACUUGGUGGAGGUGGCUGACAUUCUGGAGGAAGCAGUUGACCAAGCCACCAAGGAAGGAAUGAAAGACAUGUCUGAUAUCUUGUCUAAGGUUGAUGGGAAACUGCAGAGUGUUUUCACUAAGCAUGGACUACAGAAAAUGACACCAGUGGGAGGUGACUACGACCCUUAUGACCAUGAAAUUGUCAGUCAUGUUCCUUCUGAGGGAAGAAAACUUGGAAGUGUAGCAACUGUAAUACAGGAUGGGUACAAGCUGCAUGGCCGUACCAUUCGUCAUGCUCAUGUCAGUAUAGCGGUGGAGACGCAAGAGUGACAAAUACUGACUGAAGAUCCCCUUCUAUGUUCCUCUGAAAAGCCCCCCUUAUUUAUUGCAAUUUGUUUAUAGUAUAGACUGUUAUUCUCUGUCAUCCCAGAGAAUGUAAAGCCUCUUCUCAAGGUUCACCACCUUGGGAUUACAUUUUCUCGUGGAGUGCCUUAGUGUCAUCUUCUCAUGCGCUACAAAUAUCUUUGGGAUUGAAGGACCGUGUCACAUUUUUAUUUAUUUUGGCCUAUUGCUUAGAAGGCAGAAAUAAUGUUAUAUAUGAAUAUAUAUGCUAUUACUGAAACUCUAUGUAUAUCCUAUAGAAUGUUAUUUGUGAUACUAUCCCUAGGGGAUGGAGAUAUUUACUACAGCAAAAAAAACUGGCUUUCUUUUUCGUGGUCA
Molecule: messenger RNA, 1074 nt
Organism: Nanorana parkeri
Lineage: Eukaryota; Metazoa; Chordata; Amphibia; Anura; Dicroglossidae
Gene: GRPEL2
Product: GrpE like 2, mitochondrial
Exons: 4
Coding region: 37-684 (215 amino acids)
Biological process (GO): protein import into mitochondrial matrix; protein folding
Cellular component (GO): PAM complex, Tim23 associated import motor
Molecular function (GO): protein homodimerization activity; protein-folding chaperone binding; adenyl-nucleotide exchange factor activity
Source: RefSeq, a predicted model, not a curated record